Messenger RNA from Aspergillus niger, 1578 nucleotides. RefSeq lists its product as uncharacterized. The coding region runs from base 1 to 1578 and encodes 525 amino acids. The transcript has 7 exons. Gene Ontology annotation, biological process: transmembrane transport. Gene Ontology annotation, cellular component: membrane. Gene Ontology annotation, molecular function: transmembrane transporter activity. The record is from RefSeq and is a predicted model, not a curated record. NCBI's taxonomy places the organism in Eukaryota, Fungi, Ascomycota, Eurotiomycetes, Eurotiales, Aspergillaceae.
AUGGCGGAAAAGUUCAAGGAUGCUGCUCAGGUAGCUGAUGGGGAUCCUCCCAUUGAGCAGGGCGAUUCGCAGCUUUUAGCUACGCUGGGGUAUAAGCAGGAACUGCGUCGUCAUUAUUCCACCGUCCAGGUCUUCGCUAUCGCCUUUAGUAUUAUGGGAUUAUUGCCCUCGAUUGCGACGACGCUCUCGUACUCGAUUCCUGCUGGUCCCGUAGGCAUGGUUUGGGUAUGGUUGCAUAUGCAUGCUGGCUCUACAUACAUGGGAUUCGUGGCUAACUUGACAUCCGCCAUGCCUACUGCCGGUGGUCUCUACUUCUGGACUCACUACUUCAGCGGCGAGAAGUGGAAGAACCCUCUCAGCUUCGUAGUCGGGUACAGCAAUAGUCUAGGACUCAUCGGCGGCGUCUGCUCCAUCGAUUAUGGCUUCGCUACAAUACUCCUCUCAGUCGUAUCAAUCGCGCGCGAUGGAAACUGGACAGCCUCUCGACCCGUCCUAUACGGCACCUACGUCGCCUGCGUGGUCGUCCACGGCCUUAUCGCCAUCUUCUGCGCGCGCAUCAUGCCCAAGAUCCAGUCCGCCUGUAUCGUGAGCAACGUCGGCCUUGUCCUCGCCACAGUCCUCGCUCUGCCCAUCGGUAAAGCCGUCCGCGGGGGACAGAUCAACUCGGGAACGUAUGUCUUUGGACACUCUGAGAACCUCACGACCUGGCCCCAGGGCUGGACCUUCAUGCUGUCAUGGAUGUCGCCCAUCUGGACCAUCGGUGCAUUCGACUCCUGCGUCCACAUGAGCGAGGAAGCUAGUCACGCGGCGCGUGCCGUGCCAUUAGGUAUCAUUUGGUCUGCGGGACUCUGCGGACUGUUAGGGUUUGUAUCCCUCGCGCUCAUCGCUGCCGUGAUCAACCCGGACCUUAAUGCCGUGCUGAACUCGAGUUUCGGACAGCCAAUGGCACAGAUCUACUACGACGCCCUCGGCAAAAGCGGUGCCCUCGGCUUCAUGAUCGUCGUCGCAAUUGUCCAAUUCUUUAUGGGCUUGAGUCUGGUAGUGGCAGCCUCCCGCCAAAGCUGGGCCUUCUCCCGCGAUGGCGCCCUCCCCUUCUCGAAUUUCUUCCGGCACGUGAGCAAGCGCGUCCGCUACCAACCCGUGCGAAUGGUCUGCUUUGUCGUCCUGAUCUCCGUCAUCCUGGGCCUCCUGUGCCUCAUCGACGAAGCCGCCUCUAGCGCCCUCUUCUCCCUCGCCGUCGCGGGCAACGAUCUCGCCUGGAUGGUGCCCAUCCUGAGUCGUCUCGUCUGGGGUAAGGAGCGCUUUCACCCUGGAGAGUUCUAUACGGGUUGGUUUAGUAAACCCAUUGCCAUUACGGCGGUCGUGUAUUUGGCGUAUGUUAUUGUCUUGAGUAUGUUUCCGACGGGGGGGCCGAGUCCGUCGCCGCAGGAUAUGAACUAUACGAUUGUGAUUAAUGGGAGUUUGUGGCUGGGAGCGAUGGUUUAUUAUGUCGUUUAUGCGAGGAAGGUGUAUAGGGGGCCGCAGAUGACGGUGGGUGGUGGGGGGGAGUCGUCCGGGUUGGAGGAGGAUGAGAAGUGA